CUUCACAUCCUGGCCACUGAGUAAUUCACCCCCGCAGCAAUACCAACCCCAACUAUACUUCUACUCGUCCCUAGCAUCACAUAUCGCUAUUUUCUGGCAAUGUACAUCGACUGAUAUCGUUGUUUUUACCUGCUGUCCCACUGCCUACAAAUUCGACGACAAACACCAAUCGAAUCUCACUUUAAUCCUGCGAGAGCAUUGCCUCGAACUUUGUCUCCAUCCUUCAACCAAUGCCAAACUGACUGAGUGACUUGAACUCCAAUCAUACAGUUGUUCCGUUACCAGUAAAGCGCCUACAAAUCCCUAGUUUUCGUCGUCUGCAUCACCGUUUCUCCAUGUUGCAAGGUAUAAGGACACCGACUUUGACGAUGCCAUCUUUCGGACACGAUGUGUCCCAAAGUGGUGUUCACAAGGUGGAAGGCUACGGUGAGGGAGACUCAUGGAACUGGUCCCAGAAUUCGAGCACGCCCCAACCAUCGUAUCCCAAUAUCUUUGACCCUUCUAUGUACACCAACUUCGCAUCUCAUCUCCAACCACCAACGCGCACACAACCUCGCCAUCAUUCGAUCGCUACCUCACAUGUACUUCCAGCGGGUACUGCUACACCACCGCCUCCACGGCCCCAAAUAGCGGGGAAUAUGGUUAAAGCGCAACCCGCUUUCAAACCCACUUGGCAAGGCUUUCUGGAUACAACAAAGGACGCUAUGACUGUUGUUGAGGCUUCCCUCCAGGGACGACUCAGCCAUAUCAGCCGACGACCCCACGACAAGGAACGAGCCGAAAUGCUUACCUCGGGCACUGUCCUUGUGUACGAAGAAAACGCGUCUGGGAUUAAGCGCUGGACUGACGCUGUGCACUGGUCUCCAAGCCGGGUUAUGAACAACUGUCUGAUAUACCGUCAGCUCGUACGAGCACUCAAGCCUGAGGAGAAGAAGACAGCACUAAAUCCAUCUUGCGGCACCAAACGAAAGCGCAAAGAGAGUGCCGGAACUUCUGUGACCAAGACUGGGGAAAACGUCAACACGUCUGAAGACGAAUACGAAAACCCUCCAUUCGACAGCCCUUUCGCUGCCGAUGCAGAGACUGCAAGCAAAGUCUACGCCAACUUCGCCCAAAGUCUCACUCCGGACCAGCAGAGGCGCUUCUGUGGGUCACUUAUCGACAGUUACGAGUUUAAGGAAGGUGGCUUGAUGAAGAAGACCAUCUCCGUCAAGUACCAGGGCACCCACCAUCAUGUCAUCUCCUACUACAGUCUCGAAGACGUUGUCAGCGGAAAAUUGAAGCGACCAUUCCAGGAUCCAAAACUGGCCGAUAUUCAUCCCAGACCAGAGCUUCUCACCGGCUGGAAGGUCAGUCUCGAAGAUGAAGAAAGUAAAGAUAUGCCUCUUAUUGCAGGCUAUCCUCAACACAUCCAGCCCAGUCAUCUCCAACACCAUGCUAUUGGAGCCACGCAAGUAGUGGGCGUCCAUGGAUUAGUUCAGGGCCACGCUCCACUCCAUUUGCACGUGCCAGAAUACUGGCACGGUGCUCAGGUGCACCAAUAUGCACCAAGCCAUCACAGCCCACAGCAUUACUCUUCCCCACAGACAACCGCGCCUCAGUACACAGCAUCGCAACCUGCCCACCAAUACCCCGUUCAGCAACCACCCGCUCAGGCUUAUCCCGCACAGCAGCCUUCUACUCAGCAAUAUGCUAAACCUCCCUCGCCUCAACAUUAUCCAUCUCCACGAUCUUCCAGUCCUCAGUUUCCGACUCAGUCGACUGCGCCCCCGCAGUAUGCUCCUCAGUCGCAGCCCGCGCGACAAUAUCCAUUUGAUCAACCGCAAACGGUUCCCGCAUCCCAUUAUUCUCAACAUGUAUCGGCUGCCCAGUACCCAGCUUCUCACCAUGCUCAAGUCACGUCACCUACUCAAUAUGCUGCGCCUCAAACUGCGACAUUCGAUGUCCCCGUCCCGGUUCCACAAACCUCAACGUCAACUCGACAGCCUAGCCAAGGUUCUGUACCACCGAGUGAUUCGCACAGAAGGGCAUCAGCCCCCGUAUUGCAGCCUUACAGUCCACAAUACCACGCUGUACCGCACCCUCAAUCUUACUAUGUAACCGACCAAAAGUAUGCACCCAACCCUCAACAUGGGUACUAGGCUAUCACAUAUUGCGACAUUUCUUUUCAAUACACCAUAUAUCGAACAUAUACGAAGGGCAAUGCGGCGAAUGGUUUUGCUUGCGAUACCCCUAGGCAUGGAUCUCAUUAGGCGAAGGUGGCAUCCUUUUUCGUAUCUCAAUGGCUUUGAGACAGCCGCUUAUUGUUAAUAUGCUACACGCUCUUUGGUUUUU
Dothidotthia symphoricarpi CBS 119687 is the source of this 2334-nucleotide messenger RNA. RefSeq lists its product as uncharacterized. Gene Ontology annotation, molecular function: DNA binding. The transcript has 3 exons. The record is from RefSeq and is a predicted model, not a curated record. Bases 336 to 2141 code for a protein of 601 amino acids. Lineage: Eukaryota; Fungi; Ascomycota; Dothideomycetes; Pleosporales; Dothidotthiaceae.